Messenger RNA from Bipolaris oryzae ATCC 44560, 1410 nucleotides. RefSeq lists its product as uncharacterized. The coding region runs from base 1 to 1410 and encodes 469 amino acids. The record is from RefSeq and is a predicted model, not a curated record. The transcript is spliced from 3 exons. NCBI's taxonomy places the organism in Eukaryota, Fungi, Ascomycota, Dothideomycetes, Pleosporales, Pleosporaceae.
AUGAAUUGGACGGGCGGUUCACUGCAGCGCACUAAGAAAGCCAACUCGGGCAUGCUGCAAAGGCAGAGAGCGUAUUUUGCCAAGGCACGAACAAACCUUCAUAACAUACCUCAAACGCCUAUUGCUCCCUUCUGCCCGAGUUAUCUUCGCGACAACAGCAAAUCGGAUUCUCUAGCGUUUCCUUCAUUUGAGUUGAUCUCGGACCGACACUUAGAUGGCCCGAAACGCAAGGCCCCAGACAAGAAUGUGGAGAUGCAACUGCUGGAGGCGAAUAAGAAAAGGUUGUUAACCCAGGCAGAUUGGAUCGGCAUCGACGCUUCAAAGCCAGUGCAACUGCAAUCUGUGUCGUGCAAGCAGAAAGAGAAGAUUGGCAAGCGCAGAAGAAGGAGUGGAAAAUGCCGCGCGCAGAAAAGACAGUGUGUUGAGGGAGGAUUCAAACCAAAAAAGCCUCAUCUCGAGCACCGGUCCUUUGCUAAGCUCUUGGAAAGUCGUGCUAACCGGGACGGACCCAAGAACAUAGAGAUUCGCAUAGGCACAGAGGCAUUGGCAGAUGGGCAGUCUGCUCAGGUCGAAGAGUGUGCGCAAUCGGAAGCUUGUUCAAGCCCGAUGCUUUUUGAGCAAGACGAUUUAGUUUCCCACGUCUCAGCGACAUGUGAAGAUGCUCGGCACCAUGGCGAUGCUUCAAGUUGUGCGGAGUCUCGCAAUCUGCGUUUUGUGUUUAGGGGCCGGGCCUCUCCCAUGGGUCUACGUACUCACCACGUAACGGGCAGGCAAGAGAUGGAUGAAACACGGCUACUCGAAGAACGAACAUCGGUCUCCACAUGCCAGGCCAAACAUGUGCAUCGGGUCACCAAUGACAGCGAGGAUCCAAGUGUAUACGCAAUCGUCGAUCAAGAACCCUGGAUGGCGUAUCUCGCAAUUUCCGACGUUUCUUCACGGGCAAACGACACGGGAAUUUGUACCAAAGACAAAUUGCAGCUCAAUGAGAGCAUUACAGGAAAUGAGAGUGGGUAUGACACAGGAUGGUCAAAGGGCGCCGCCAUUCAGGGCGAGGAGGACGAGGAUAGUGAAGGUUUUAGGGCAGCGUCAAGAUGCGAGUCUUUGGCUUCGUUGAGGCGGGGUACAGGGAGAGCGGCAACAGGGUAUGUGCCGGAGAUGAAAGGCAUUUGCGCAGACCAACCAAAUUGGAGCCAUGUACAAACUUUGGACGAAGAUGAGAAGGAGUGGCAGGCGUUUGUCUUGGGUAGCGACCAAAGUCGAUCCUUGCCAAGGGUGCAGGUGGAUGCACGCCGACGUUUUGCGCAGACGGUAGUAGAGUAUGCGCAAAAGGCAUGUUCAGAGCAGCUGCCGCUAUCCGUUGCAGCAAGUUGCGCAAGCACCCCGCCACGGAAUGAAGCCGAAAUUCCGUAG